AUGCUGUCCGCCGCCAUUCAGAUCUUGGCGUUUGCCCUGGCGCUCCUGGGCGUCCUCGGCACCACCGUAGCCACUCUUCUACCCAACUGGAAGGUGAGCAUCAACGCCUGGUCCAGCAUCAUGACCCCCAUCUCGCAGAUGCAGGGGCUGUGGAUGGACUGCGUCUGGUACAGCUCCGGCGUCUUCAGCUGCACCAUGAAGAACUCGGUGCUGUCGCUGCCAGCAUAUUUGCAGACCACACGGGCCGCCAUGGUUCUGUCCUGCAUACUGGCAUCUUUUGGACUCUGCCUCGCCUCCCUGGGGCUUAAAUGUACCCGCUGGGGGGGCAGCCGCCGAGCGAAGGGGCACACGGCCAUCGCUGCAGGGGGCUGCUUCAUCCUGGCCAGCUUUCUCUGUCUGGUCCCCGCAUCCUGGUUCACCAACGAAGUCAUCACCGCCUUCCUGACCACAGACCUGCCAGACAGCAGUAAAUAUCAGCCUGGAGGAGCGCUGUGCGUGACGUUCAUCUCCGCCGGCUUCCUCCUGGCUGGAGGGGUAAUUUUUUGUUUUUCGUGUCCCGGAAAGAGAACAGGACGACCGGACAACGGUUCCUCCGCUGACCCUGACAGACUUCUAAUGUACCUAGAUGAGCAGCGGAGGCAGCAGCUGCAGACGGAGCUCGUACAGCUGAAAAACAGGCAAAAGACGGUUCAGCUGCAGAUGGACAAAGUGAAGCUUGAGAAACCUCCUCAGGAGAAACCUGAACAGAAUCAGGAGCAGAGACUCUACUCAUCUCCUUCCAAACUCCCUCCAAAAGACAUUAAGGACAGCUACAGCCUCCAGGAGUAUGUUUAA
This is a messenger RNA of Chelmon rostratus (copperband butterflyfish), 834 nucleotides long. Its product is annotated as claudin-20-like. The transcript has a single exon. Gene Ontology annotation, molecular function: structural molecule activity. Gene Ontology annotation, cellular component: plasma membrane; bicellular tight junction. The coding region runs from base 1 to 834 and encodes 277 amino acids. Lineage: Eukaryota; Metazoa; Chordata; Actinopteri; Chaetodontiformes; Chaetodontidae. Gene Ontology annotation, biological process: bicellular tight junction assembly; cell adhesion. The record is from RefSeq and is a predicted model, not a curated record.